This is a messenger RNA of Sycon ciliatum, 2641 nucleotides long. RefSeq lists its product as uncharacterized. Bases 521 to 1774 code for a protein of 417 amino acids. Gene Ontology annotation, cellular component: chloroplast envelope. The transcript has 3 exons. Lineage: Eukaryota; Metazoa; Porifera; Calcarea; Leucosolenida; Sycettidae. The record is from RefSeq and is a predicted model, not a curated record.
GCAAAACUACUGGACCCUGUUCAAGGCUGUUGUUGACAAUGCCAAUGGUCGAAUAAGUGACACACAGGGACCCUCUUGUUCUACAACUUCUAGUAUAUUACUGCUAGUAUUGUUUUAGAGGCCGCUAGUUUUAGUGUCGUUGCCAACACUGGCGACAGCAGGUUUACUUGUGUAAUCAGCUCCGAAACAUACUCACUUUAAAAAAAUUGUAGAUAUAUUUUUAUUGUCCUUCGUACCAUACUUCACUGGGAUUUCCAGAAUUUAGGACUCAUGUCAACUUAUCCAUUUGUGACGAGACAUCUUCUAUCGAGUACUGCAACGUCGACCUGGUAUUUAAACUGAAGGCACAACGCUUCACUUCAAGUUCGUCAAGUGCAGUGGACGUAUCAAUUGAAAACUCAUGUUAUACACUUCAUCAGUACAUGCAGUAAUUGCAGUUUGUGUCGAUCACGUGCCAGCUGGCUUGUUCCUAGUACACAGUAGCUAUUGAAGAACGCGGUGCCUGUGGAAAGUUUCUGCCAUGGCAAACUGGCAGGAACGCACAAAGUCGGCUUUGCGAAAAGUCGGCGCAUUCGCGUUCAAACAUCAUCUGCCCUUGGGACUGUUGUUCGCAGUAUUACUGGGUGCCCUAUGGCCAACACCAGGUGUGGCGGUGAGCAAGAUCCCAGCCAACUAUAUUUGCGUUAUUCUCAUCUUCCUUCUCAGUGGACUAAAGCUGAAAACUGAUGACGUCAAGGAAGCCUUGAAAUCAUGGAAAGGCAUCGUGUAUGGCAUAUUCAGUAUACUAUUUCUGACGUCAGUGGUGUCACUGGAGCUGAUCAAAUUGAUGAGCAGCCAAUUCGGCCGUCUGGACAUCGCAACGGUGGAUGCCAAUGGCUCGGCGAACUCUAGCGAUGUCCUGGCCAGCUGUACGGCGAACACGUCCGAGGAGACGCCACCCUUGGGUCCUCGAGAGUUCAGCACUGGGUUGCAAGUCUUCUUUGCCAUGCCGUGUACUGUUUCCUCGGGUGUUGUCAUGGUCACCCAGUUGAAUGGUAACUAUGCACUUGCUCUGUUGCUGACCGUCGUUUGCAACUUGGUCGGUAUUGGAACGGUGCCUGGACUACUGAACUGGCUGGCUGAGUUUGAUGCCAGCGUGAAACUGGAUGCUGCCAAGCUGCUGCUCAAACUUGUGCUGACACUGCUCAUACCAUUGUUGGUGGGGAAAGCAUUGCGCUUUAUACCCAAGGUGGUCGAGACUGUGGACAAGUACAGGGUAUCCAUGAAAGUAGCUGGAAAUGUGUUUCUUAUCAUAUUGCCUUGGAUAAAGAUCAGUGUAACUAGUGACAAAGGUUCAUUCGACUGCAUCCAGCCUUUAGCGUUCCUCGCAUUGUUUGGAAUCUCACUAGGACUUCACGCACUGCUCUUGGCCUUCAACUCUCUAGCGUCGCUUAUCCUCCGCCUGGAAGCGCCGGUCAGGAAGGCUGUAGUCAUCUUGUGCAGUCAGAAGACACUUGCUGUCGCCCUGUCAGUGCUGAGCUUUUUUCCAGCAAGUCUUGGUGAUCAGGGACUCAUGGCCAUCCCGUGCAUCAUAGCGCAUCUGGUGCAGAUCGUAGCCGAUGCUGUUUUGAUAUCGGGCUGGCUGGGGUAUGACCGGCGUCAGGAACUCAAACAGGCGGACACCGAGGCAAGCGGCCAGCCCUACAGGGGGGAUGCAAUGGAGCUGCAGCUGAUCAACGAAGAAGAAGAAGAAGAAGAAGACCAGCCAGAAGAUGAAGACGAUCCUGAGAUCUAGAUGUACUUGUUGGACAUCCCUGGCCAUGAUACUCACCAUGCCAGCCAGAAUCACUGUGACUGGAAAUACUUAUCCCCGUCACAGCAUAGCACGGUUGCAAGAAAGUGCGAGCCGAAGUGAUGAUCCGUCACUAUCCGUUGUUGCUGCCCAACAAAUGAAAUGGUAGCCUAUUGCCAUGGUAUAAUAUUUACCAAAUCCAUCCAAGGUAAAAAAAUCCACAAAUCACGAACCGGAAAUAUAUGUGUAAGAGUUAUGUGGGCUAAAAUGCCUUCAUCAGAAGUUUAUUUAUGGAACCUUAGUGUCCGCACUGAUGGCAUUACUUUUUUUAAACCGGUUUUACUGGCAAUUUGCUUAAAAUAUAGUUGGAGUGUGAAGUCAGCAGCGAGGGGAAAGCUGUUGCUCCAUCGCGGCAUCAGUGUCAGAGCUGUACUUCUGUACAUAUCAUACCCCGCCCAAGAUCUGUCUCUUGCAUAGAACAGCUGCUAGGGUCUGUGUUCACUGGACACCUGCACUAUUGAAUUGCGUUUUAAUGUAUAACAUAUUCCACAUCAAAUUUCCCUUUUUGUGCUUUUGUCGUAGUGAAUUGCUAUCAAAAAAAGGACGACCUUUUUACUUAAAAAUUUACUGUGUAUACAGAUGAAAACAAUGUGCAAUCAUAUUCAUAAUACAUGUACAUGCUUUGUGCUUUUGCACCUUUGCUGCUGGCCAGUGAAGACAGCGUGUUUCUCCGUGUGCAAAUAUUUCUUAUCCUUCUUUCUUUCUUUUUUUAAAAUAUUUUUUCAUGUUAAAGCUUUACCUAGUACAUGUACCUGUAUCCUUGACCGUUUGCAACCCUGCCAUGCAGAUUUUGAAUCAGCUACCCAUGCA